GAUUACUUCGAGAUCUCUCCAAAACAUUCUGGCACAUUCAACCGGAGUACAAGCAGUUCACAGCCGACUUUCGUGAAUGAAUUAUGGUGAACUACGGUCAGCCGUCACGGGACUGUCUUCCCUGCCGGAAGAGGAAACUCCGAUGUGACCUUCUGGUCGAGGGCUGUGGACAAUGCCGGAGAGCUCGGAUCAAAUGCCAUGGAUACCGCGAUCGCCAAAGUCUUCUCUUCCGCGAUGAGACCCGCUCUACCCAGCAAAAGGUGUUGGCACGUCAGGCCGCCGCCCAAGCCGUCACUCAAUCGUCCGCUCCCCAAGGAAUGGAAUUCGGUUGGGAUGUCCGCGCUCGAUAUCUCUUUGUUUCCACCUACGUUCUCGGAUUCUCCCACAGUCUCGGAUCAGUAGCUCCGCUCUGCAAUAAGGCGUCUGCAGCUAGCCAUCUAUCUGCAAGUCUUGAGGCGACUAGCUUAGCUUUUAUGGCGAAUCAGUUGCAUGCUCCUGACUUAAUGCAACUAGCUAAUGCCAGCUAUUAUAAGGCUAUACAGAAGCUCGGACAAGCUCUAGCGGGGCUGUCAGCCUCUGGAGUAGAAGAGGCCCUUCAAUCUGUUUUGCUUCUCGACCAGUAUGAAAAGAUAGUCCAUCGAAGCCCUCAAAGCUCAUCCUCAUGGAUGAGUCAUAUAUAUGGAGGAUUAUCCUUAAUCGCCCCAUAUACACAAGAACGACACCUAAGCCCUACUAGAUGCCAACUCGAGGCCCGCUUAAUUACAAGCUUAACUGUCAGUUCUGCAGCAAUAGCUGUCCGAGUACCAGCUGCAGUAGAAGACUUAUACUGCCACCUGAACUCUCAUCUAAGUGGUGUCAAGUGGGAAUUCUUGGGUAUUUUAUUCCAAGUUGUUAACCUGCAAGCUGAUAUUCACAGCGGUGGGGAUAACAACCUGGUCCAGAGAGCAACUCAGUUAGACAAACUUCUUCUCAACUUGGAGUUGAAAAUGCCGUCAUCCUGGAGGCCCCACCAGAUCUCUCCUGCCAAGCCUCAUCCACUUAUCUUUGGCACUCAUUACGAAAUUUUCGCGGACCACUUCAUUACCCAGGUCAACAAUGGUAUCCGCGUGGCACGCCUGAUAGUCAACAACAUUGUUAUAAAGCAUACUCCAUUCGACAGGUACGAGGCCAGCUCUUGCAGCAAAAUCCUGGCUACGGUUAUGGACCUUACGCAGCAGAUUUGCGCCACUGUACCCCAAUUCCUCCUCCCAGAGACAAAUUCAGGUCACACUAUACCUUUCUCAUCACGACAGAGCUUACAGUGCUAUGUUCUACUUGCUCCUCUCUACAUGGCCUAUCAGACUUCAAACGACAUCCUCAUGCGAGACUGGAUUAUUCAAUGUCUCACAUAUAUGGCGGAAACUGGGAGGAUGAAGGUGGCACAGGAUGUUGCUGACCUGAUAAAAAGUGACCAAAACUUGGACUACUGGCUCGUCUAUGCCAUGGUCGGUAGCUAUGCGCUGGCAGCAUGAAUAAAGUUCAGAGAAUACGUCUUUUAGGUAUAAUAAUAACACCCUUACGCUUCUAG
Messenger RNA from Ilyonectria robusta, 1567 nucleotides. RefSeq lists its product as uncharacterized. Gene Ontology annotation, molecular function: zinc ion binding; DNA-binding transcription factor activity, RNA polymerase II-specific. NCBI's taxonomy places the organism in Eukaryota, Fungi, Ascomycota, Sordariomycetes, Hypocreales, Nectriaceae. Bases 84 to 1511 code for a protein of 475 amino acids. Gene Ontology annotation, biological process: regulation of DNA-templated transcription. The transcript is spliced from 2 exons. The record is from RefSeq and is a predicted model, not a curated record.